GCUCCAGGUCAACAGCUGAGAGGACAGAACAGUGUGUGACAGGACUCCGCAUUCCCCCGAAAAUAUUCAAACUGCUUAAUUUCUUCUUCUUCUUUCCUGAGAAGAAGUUUUCAUUUUCUGGCCUGAAGACGUUUCUGCCUCUUUCAGUGGAUUUUUCUUCUUCUGUGGUGUGUUUUGGGACUGAACUAUGGAGCUGUCGGAUAUGUCUUUCCCCAUCCCCGCCGCCGAUGAUUUCUAUGACGACCCCUGUUUCAACACCAGCGAUAUGCACUUCUUCGAGGACCUGGACCCGCGGCUGGUCCAUGUGGGCCUGCUGAAGCCGGACGACUCCUCCUCUUCGCCCUCGCCCUCCCCUUCCUCCUCCCCUUCCUCCUCCCCGUCCUCCCUCCUGCACCUCCAUCACCACGCCGAGGUGGAGGACGACGAGCACGUCCGCGCCCCCAGCGGGCACCACCAGGCGGGCCGCUGCCUGCUCUGGGCAUGCAAGGCCUGCAAGAGGAAGACCACCAAUGCAGACCGGCGGAAGGCGGCCACACUGCGGGAGCGCCGGCGGCUCAGCAAGGUCAAUGACGCCUUCGAGACCCUGAAGCGCUGCACGUCGGCCAACCCCAACCAGCGGCUCCCCAAAGUGGAGAUCCUGCGCAACGCCAUCAGUUACAUCGAGUCCCUGCAGGCGCUGCUGCGCGGCGGACAGGACGACGGCUUCUACCCGGUUCUGGAGCACUACAGCGGGGACUCAGACGCCUCCAGCCCCCGCUCCAACUGCUCCGACGGCAUGACGGAUUUUAACGGGCCAACCUGUCAGUCAAAGAGAAGAGGAAGUUACGACAGCUCUUAUUUCUCCGAGACUCCAAACGGUGGUGUGAAGAGUUCCAGGAGCUCGGUGGUCUCUAGUCUUGACUGCCUGUCCAGCAUCGUGGAGCGGAUCUCCACCGAGACCAGCAGCCUGCUGCCGGCCCCCGACGCCACCGGGUCCCCGCAAACGGACCCCGUCGGUGAGGCAGCAGCCCCGGGGCCCGUCCAAGUCCCAUCCCCGACCGCCAUCCAGGACCCGAACCUGAUCUAUCAAGUCCUAUAGACCCUCACAUCCGGGACUUUACCCUCCUGUCACACUAUCCAGUCAUAGAAACACACUUUAAUUUAUCCUAAGUUAUCGGGCUGAACUGACCUGUUACAAAAACCGAAGUGUCCAUUCACACCAGUUUUUAUUUCCUCAACAUGUUUGCAAGCUCGUUCCUGCUGGGAAAAUAUUAUAAUAAUAACUGAGUGUGAAGGUUUGUUAAAAUUUACACUUAUUAUAUUACUUUCUGGCCUUUUCCUGAGCUCUCAGAUCGAUCCUCACCAGUGGAUGGAGUUUAAUAUUUUAUACCAGAUUUUAUAGUUAUUGAGCAAACUCAACGUGCUGAUGAAGAUCAUGAGAAAUAGUUGAAAGAUGGGCCUUGAAUUAACAGCAAAAUGUUUAUUGCUGAAUCUCAAUUCAGUCUUAAUUCCAUAAAGAACUUUUUUUUUUUAGUUUGUCAGGAAAAAAUAAUUAUUGUUCUAUGUAAUAAUUAUAAGAUAAAAUUAUAAUUAAAUUAAAAUUAAAUCAAAUUUAGAACUGAUGGGGGGAUUUAAAAAAAAUAUAUUCAAAGUUUAUUUUAUCAUUUAAAAUUUUCCCUACAUUAGAUUUAUUUUCCUGGCAAGAAUGAUGUUCCUGUUCAUAUUUAAGAUUAUUGCUCCUGCUGUUUAAAUACAUUUUAGAUUUACAUAAAAACCUCUCGAAUGCUGGGAUUUUUAUUUUUUUAAUUUUUUUUUUCAAUUUCUCGCUGUAAUUUUAUUUUAAGUUAUAAGAAAAUAUUUUAAAGUCUCAGCUGAGUCAUUCAGAUGUUUUUUUCUUCCUCUCUGUGUAAAAAAAAGUCUAUUUGAUGGAGGACGGAGGCCAAAAACGAAACAAAAAACAUCCAUUUACAUUCCUCCACAUUCGUCCAUUUAAAGUUGUAAAAAGCCCCGGCUGUAUUCCCUCAGGAAAAAAAACCCAGCUGCAACAAUCUUUGGAUAUUUUAGAAAGAUUUCAUGCAAAACUGCAGAUUUCUGGAGAAAAACUGCAAAUCAUAAUGUGGGAGUAUCAUGCAUUGACUUUCCCAUCAGGACUGAAGUCGGUUCAGACCUCCUUCCUGUUAAAGUCAAACUAAAAGUUUCAUUUGUCGUUUUCAUUCGCUGCAGUAGAGGACCAUUUUUCUGUUUCUGUACAUAUUAUGUAAAUAAGAGCUGAUUUGUUCCAACUGAAAGUAAAUGUUCCUGUCAGUAUGUGCUUUUGUUUGUUGUGAAAAUGUUAAACUUUAUAUUUAUACAUCUGAAAACUGAGUGACAGUCUAAUGAAAAAUAAAUGAACCUGCUUAUUUAUA
Molecule: messenger RNA, 2384 nt
Organism: Centropristis striata (black sea bass)
Lineage: Eukaryota; Metazoa; Chordata; Actinopteri; Perciformes; Serranidae
Product: myoblast determination protein 1 homolog
Exons: 3
Coding region: 188-1078 (296 amino acids)
Biological process (GO): positive regulation of myoblast differentiation; muscle organ development; regulation of transcription by RNA polymerase II
Molecular function (GO): protein dimerization activity; DNA-binding transcription factor activity, RNA polymerase II-specific; RNA polymerase II cis-regulatory region sequence-specific DNA binding
Source: RefSeq, a predicted model, not a curated record